CGGCUCCGCCGGGGCCGAGACCCUGAGCUGUGUGAACCGCGGGUUCCGGAGGUCGCGGUCUCUCCCACGACCCGCCGAGAACGGGCCGACAGCAAUUAAAAAAAAAUGACCACACCGAACAAGACUCCUCCUGGAGCUGAUCCUAAGCAGUUGGAAAGGACAGGAACGGUGAGGGAAAUUGGAUCACAAGCUGUCUGGUCACUCUCGUCUUGCAAACCAGGGUUUGGAGUGGAUCAAUUACGAGACGACAAUCUAGAAACAUACUGGCAAUCUGAUGGCUCCCAGCCACAUUUAGUGAACAUCCAAUUCAGGAGAAAAACAACAGUGAAGACGUUGUGUAUUUAUGCAGACUAUAAAUCUGAUGAAAGCUACACUCCAAGCAAAAUCUCAGUCAGAGUAGGAAAUAAUUUUCACAACCUUCAAGAAAUUCGGCAACUUGAAUUGGUGGAACCAAGUGGCUGGAUUCAUGUUCCCCUAACUGACAAUCUUAAGAAGCCAACUCGAACUUUCAUGAUACAGAUUGCUGUCCUAGCCAAUCACCAAAACGGAAGAGACACCCACAUGAGACAAAUUAAAAUAUACACACCAGUGGAAGAAAGUUCAAUUGGUAAAUUUCCUAGGUGCACAACUAUUGAUUUCAUGAUGUAUCGUUCAAUAAGGUGACUGUGAAAUAGAAGAAAUGAGAUUAAGCAGGUCUUUGUUUUAUUCUGACUUUACAUAUCAUAUCAAAUAACUUUGUAGGGAAAAGGUAUCAGUUGUUUUGUAGUUUUGUAUACAUUUAAAAGCACUUGAACUUGAAUAAAUAGCUUUUGUGUAAA
Perognathus longimembris pacificus (Pacific pocket mouse) is the source of this 818-nucleotide messenger RNA. It is a transcript of the gene Anapc10, whose product is annotated as anaphase promoting complex subunit 10. The coding region runs from base 106 to 663 and encodes 185 amino acids. NCBI's taxonomy places the organism in Eukaryota, Metazoa, Chordata, Mammalia, Rodentia, Heteromyidae. The record is from RefSeq and is a predicted model, not a curated record. The transcript has 5 exons. Gene Ontology annotation, biological process: anaphase-promoting complex-dependent catabolic process; protein K11-linked ubiquitination. Gene Ontology annotation, cellular component: anaphase-promoting complex.